Triticum aestivum (bread wheat) is the source of this 3149-nucleotide messenger RNA. Its product is annotated as aspartic proteinase Asp1. Lineage: Eukaryota; Viridiplantae; Streptophyta; Magnoliopsida; Poales; Poaceae. Bases 1588 to 2745 code for a protein of 385 amino acids. Gene Ontology annotation, biological process: proteolysis. Gene Ontology annotation, molecular function: aspartic-type endopeptidase activity. The transcript has 10 exons. The record is from RefSeq and is a predicted model, not a curated record.
GUCUCCAAUUCUUUCUGGCUCACGAGUCGGUGCGGGGCUGUGGAGAGUGGGGAAACAGGGGAUUACCGCUGUGGCGGCCGCCGGCGAUCUGGCGCCUCACCCUCACGGCUCCGGCUCCCCCGACCAUGUACAGCUCCGGCUCCUCCGACCAUGCCGCACACUCCUUGCCCAGCGCCCUCCUUCUCCAGGUCCCGCAGCCACCAUGAGUUGCUCGCCUCAACCCAGGUCGAUGACCACUCCGAACUAUCCUGCCGUCUGCUCUUGAGGCUGCCGUCAGACAAUUCUCCUACCAUUGCGCAGCGUCGGCGUUCAGUGCGCCGCCCCGUGAGCCCACCCUGACGCCAUGCUUCUCCCUCCUGACUCCUGAGGAAGCUGGGCAGCAAGUUCAGCUGCUGAGGUCCAAAUACUCUACCUCUGCAACAAGCUGUCCUAUGCGGAUACCUGGAAAAAGCAGGACCUCUAUGGUUCAGAGUUGUUGAGUGUACAACGUUGUAUAUAUUCAAUUCGGUGUGUUCUAGUAUUAUAUAUGUAUUCGUAAAUUUCGUCGUGCUAAACGGUUAUUCCAGGAAUCAUUUCAGUAGCCCAAUCAGUGUGCUUAUUUGUUUAGAUGACACUAGAAUUUUUUGUGAAGAACAAUGUACAAUCAUUGUGUUGUUCACCUUUAUUUAUCUUUCUAUCAGGUCUGCUUUAGUUAUAUGCCAAGAUUUCAAUUACCACGGUUUCUUCUGUUGAGGUGGGGCAGCUGAGGAACAUAUAUCAGAUAAGGCACAAAAUGCUGAACUGAAGUUGUUUCUCGAAGUGGAAUUUGGACUGGAUCUGCAGCCUCUCCCUCCUGAGAAGAGCAAGGAAGAUAAUCAUUCUGUUCAUCAAACCCUCCAGGCCCAAAGAAGAAGUGUUUAUGUUCAUCCAGUUUCUCAGGCUGCAGUUUUGGGGAACACCCAUAACAUGACGUGGAAUGGUAACUAAAUAAAAUUGUUGAUGUACUUUUACCAACCAAUAUUCACUCUUGGUCAGGUCCAUCCUGCUAAUAUUUGUUGUAUUGCUGAAUUUUUUAGCAGAUUGUUCUCCUGUUAUCAUGUAGCAGAUUCCACAUUGAGCAGUAAUGUACUACUAUAAUGCAGUUCUUUCAUGACCAUCGUAUUACUGUACUUAAUAGAGUUAUAUGGUGUGAGCAUACUCCCUAUACCUAAGUUUUUCUCUAUUCACUUGUGCUAAGGCAUUCAACCAAUGUACUACUGAAUUUUAUAGCUGGGCUCUUGUUUCGCUAAUGCAAUGGAAUCGGGGGGCUUUGCCCUCCUGAUUGUCUAAAUAUUUUAUAGCUGGUUGUUGGUCUUGUGUGCCGGUUCCCAGAUCGAGUAAUGAUGAUGCAAUUCUUGAUUGGUGUUUGCAACAUUUCACGUUUUUUGUUGCAUGUUUUUUCUGGCCUUUGAAAUUCUAAACAACGCCAAGAGAACAGUCAGCUUAGAGAUUUCCUCACCAAAUUUCGUGGCGCAGCGGAGCGUACCUGUUCCAGAGUAUAUAACUACAAGUACAUCAGCUUCACACCAUAAGAGACAGAGAAAUUGACAGCACGGCUCUUCCACAGCUAUGUCUUCUUCCUCCACCACCAUGGCUGCCAUAUGGGCUCUGGCCAUUAUCCACCUCCUUCUAUUGCUCCCACUCCUGCGGUCCUCCAUUGUGUUCGAGCUCCACGGCGACGUCUAUCCUACUGGCCUCUUCUACGUUACCAUGAACAUUGGGGAACCCGCGAAGCCCUACAACCUUGACGUCGACACGGGCAGCCCCCUCACGUGGCUGGAGUGUGACGCCCCCCUCCAGAGCACUCACAAGGGGCCACACGAAGCGUACAGACCAACACCGACCAACGUGGUGCCAUGUGAUGAUGAGCGCUGCGUGGCGGUGCACAGGGACCUCGGCCUCGCGCACGACUGCACUCGGAACCCAGACCAAUGCGACUAUGUGUUUGGUUACAAGGACGGCGAGUCAUCCUUGGGCGUGCUCUUGGCCGACCAGUUCUCCCUCCCCACCAACAAUGAGAACCGACCCAACCUUGCUUUCGGCUGUGGGUACGACCAGGAAGGUGGGCAAGAGGCAGGCAAGAAGCUGGUGGAGGCGGAUGGCGUCCUCGGGAUCGGCAGGGGGACGGGUGACCUCGUCUCCCAGCUAAAGCAACAAGGCAUAAUCACUGACAAUAUCUUUGGCCACUGCCUCGGCGUCCAUGGAGGGGGUUUCCUCUUCUUUGGGGGCGACAGGGUGCCCUCUGCCGGCGUAACCUGGGUUCCAAUGGCUCAGAAUGUCGGGAGCCACUACUCACCUGGCGCAGCAACACUGAACCUCAAUGUACAACUGGAAUACCCGGUGGGAGUGACUCUCGAGGGUUCAUCACUUACCAAGGUGGACGAUGAUGCGCUGGCUGAAUGCUGGGAAGAAAACGAGCCAAUUCAAUUUGUUGACGACGUCAAGAGUAAAUUCAAGCCACUUGAACUUACUUUUGGCCAUGGGGCUAACCAGGCCACCAUGGAGAUCCCUCCUGAAAACUAUAUCGUUGUCACGAAAACCGGGAAAGUGUGCCUGGGCAUCCUCAAUGGAUCACAGAUUGGUCUGGAUCGACUGAACCUAAUUGGAGGUAAUACAAUGCAGAAUUAUAUCAUGAUAUACGAUAACGAGAGAGCACGGAUCGGAUGGGCCCGUGCGUCAUGCUAUGAAAUGCCAGGUCUCGAACCUCUCAUCGGGUCGCGUCUCUGAAUGACGCUUCUUCUGACAUGCUGUGGGCUAAGCUAGAAGAUAGAUGGAGGUGUCAUCGCUUUAGAACCGGGGCUCAUACCUUAACAAGAAUGAAGGACUUCGAAUGAGAAAUUGAGAUGAUAUUUUUUGGAAAACUAUUUUUCCCACCGGCUGAUUGCAGCAUUCUGUUCCGCCGCGCGCUGCACCUUCCGAUCAUCGCUUGCGAUCUUACGGUGAUAGAGAGCGGCCGCAUGCAGCCUGCCUUGCUUUAUCUGAUUGCCAACUGAAACAUCACAGCUACAUCUAUAGACAAGGACGGGUAGAACCCUUGCAUUGUCUAAAGAAUGUAUUUCCCGCAAUAAAAAAAUCUAAAGAAUGUAUUUCCCGCAAAAAAAGAAAAUCUAAAGAAUGUGUUUUUUCUCUUC